AUGGUGACCAAGCACAACACCAAGUUGUCCAAGUAUCUGCUGAGAAAGAGGUUCGUGCAGAGGGGAUUGGACUCAGAAACCAAGAAACAACUAGAAGGGGAAGAGAAGAAAAUCAUUAGUGAAGAGCAUUGGUACUCGGAUUUGCCAGAACUUAAAGAGAAAGACAGUUUCACAAUAGAAGAGCAGAGUUUUAUGCUAUGUGAAGAUCUUCUCUAUGACAGAAUGUCAUUCAGAGGAUUUAAUCCUGAGGAUGAGAAAUUGAUGCUUCAGAUGAAUGCCAAGAACAAAACAGAAGACAUUGAAGAUGAAACAGUGGCGCUCAAUGUGUCCAAUGAAGAAAUGGCUAGAAGAUACGAGACGUUGGUGGGAACAAUUGGAGAAAAGUUUGCCAAGAAAAGAGACCAUGCCAAUUAUGGAGAAGAUGACAAUGGAAACCUGAAACCAAUUAAAGCAAAGAAGAUGUUCUUAAAGCCCCAAGACUAA
Messenger RNA from Choloepus didactylus (southern two-toed sloth), 483 nucleotides. RefSeq names its product M-phase phosphoprotein 6-like. The transcript is spliced from 2 exons. Gene Ontology annotation, biological process: maturation of 5.8S rRNA. The coding region runs from base 1 to 483 and encodes 160 amino acids. The record is from RefSeq and is a predicted model, not a curated record. NCBI's taxonomy places the organism in Eukaryota, Metazoa, Chordata, Mammalia, Pilosa, Megalonychidae.